Stylophora pistillata is the source of this 2236-nucleotide messenger RNA. RefSeq names its product adenosine receptor A1. The record is from RefSeq and is a predicted model, not a curated record. NCBI's taxonomy places the organism in Eukaryota, Metazoa, Cnidaria, Anthozoa, Scleractinia, Pocilloporidae. Gene Ontology annotation, molecular function: G protein-coupled receptor activity. Gene Ontology annotation, cellular component: plasma membrane. Gene Ontology annotation, biological process: G protein-coupled receptor signaling pathway.
UGCAGCAGCUUUAAGGUCACACUAUUUAUAAAGUUUAAUUAUGUUGAAAUUUAUAUAUCUAAAUACACAAUAUUUGCAUAUAUAUUAUUUCCGUACUUUUAUAUUGAUCCACAGUUGACCUAAUCUCCAAUAAAAGAGUUCCCCCUUGAAAAGAACAUUACACGAGAAAUCAGUUAAUAUUCGUUCCUAUCUGAAGGGUGUCGUAACACUUCCGCUAGCUGACGCAAGAACAAUCUUAGUUUUCUUCAAAUGAACACAACAUUCACCGUAAAUGUAAUUGCAACCACUCUUUUCCUUUACACCACUGAAAGAUAUAGAGAACUCUAAGCAAAGUCGUUCAGAAAAUCGAAAAUUUCCACGAAAGCUGACCCCACAACAAAAGAACAUUCGUUGACUUUCUUUAGAGGAGAGUUUAACAUAAAUCUUCGUUAAAUCUUUGAAUUCUACGUGUUCUCGGCCUCGUAAAACGACAGGAAAUAUCAUGGCAGCACUGUUAGGGCACAUGAAUUUUUGGAACGCCUCUGCACAAUCAGUUAUAGACGCAUUUACUGAAGAGCUAAAAGCCCCUGAGUCUCGAGGACAAGGGAAGAUUUUUGGCUUAAUCUACUUGUCAUUGUCAUUGAUAACUGUGAUGGGGAAUGCUCUUGUUAUCAUUGCAGUCUACAAAGACCCUUUGAAGAUCCUCAAAAACUCUCCAUCAAACCUUAUACUUCUGUCAUUAUCAGAAGCCGACUUGAUGGUGGGGUUAAUGGUUGGCCCCGGGGCAACCUUGUGGUUUUUCCGAAUUGGAAAGGCAGCUUCAUCUUUUGGAUACAUCAUUGUGGUACUUGGUUGUACGUCCUUGGUGGUGUCUGUCGGCAAUGUGUUGUUGCUGACUAUUGACAGGUACUAUGCGUUGGCGAUGCCUCUAAAAUAUCGAGUAAAAAUCACCAAAAAGACCGUCACGAUCGCAUCUAGUGUUAUAUGGGUGUUCUCUAUUUGUUAUGCAUUAGCAUUCGGCCUCCUGCCACAAUAUUUCCUCCUUAUGUGGUUUGUUUCUGUUGUUCUGCUAUUUAGUUGCUCUGAAUGCAUAAGUACUCUAUACCUCGUUACUCUGAAAAAUCUUUCUAAACACUCCCGCUCAAGAAUAGUGGUUAGUAAUUCACUGCUAAGUACAGCUUUGGCCUAUCAGAGGGAGAAGAAAGUUUUCAAAGUUAUCCUUUCAGUUAUUUUUGUAUUUUACGUCUGUUUUAUCCCAUGGCUGGGAAAUCAGUUCCUGAUAUAUUUUUGCAAAUCUUGUCACACUCAUCGCAAAACGGUGCUAGUUUUCUCCCAUGUAACACAAGUGUUUGCUUACUUCAAUUCUGCUUUGAAUCCAGUGUUAUAUGCCUGCAGGUUUGCAAAAUUUCGAGCCACGUUUAUGUAUUUCUUAAGAAAGUUUCUUCCGCGUAGAGGAAGCAAAAAGACAGUUCGAAUAAGUGAAAGAAGGCAAGCGAAUGUUGCACGUCUAUAAGCCGGGGCAUCUUACAUUUACAAUUUUUGGUCGAUGAAUCAGGAGCAUGAUUCUAAUUCAAAAUUUUCAAUUGUGUUUGUGGUUAUUACGUAGGCAGGUGUUUAGUGUAAUGAGAUUAUAAUGAGAAAAUCCAAAGACGUUUUGCUAACAAAGCGCGCUGACAUAGCGGAGGUUCGGUUUUCUAUCGACUGACCGGGGGUUAUCCGUGCCUUUCUCUAAAAGCAAUGCAACAGAAAAAAAUGUCAGGUGUCGGCUCACUGGCAACGCUGGAGGUAAACCCUGAGCAUCAUGUUCAAAGAGUAGUGACUGAACAAACGAAGAUUGUCUUCCUUCAGUUGAAUACUACUAGCUCCUGUUUUUAUGUCUUAAGACUGGCCUGAAGGAAAAAUUCUUGCAGAGAAUGAUAGCAAGAAACAAUGAAAAGACAUAACACUAAUCUAGAUUGUGUUAAUCUUGCUAAAUUGAAAUUGUAACUGAUUUACAUCGUAUUAAAUUUUCAUCAUAAAUUUUUCUUUGCUUGCUUGUCAUCUUCCUUCUAUCCUGCUUCAAGUCUAGUUCAUCUCUAGUUCUCAUUAAAUCUUUUUUCAUCUCCAAAUUGUUAACACCGACCGCGCCAGGAUUACCUAUAAAUAACACUCUCUUCCUUCUCAAAUUUAAAGUAGCAAUUGGUAUCAACAGAGAUGUCUUCCUAUUUUCGACUGCCAAUGCAAGAGCAAAAUUGAUUCUAUAUUGAUGUCAAAUCGA